Messenger RNA from Xyrauchen texanus (razorback sucker), 2635 nucleotides. RefSeq names its product BAR/IMD domain containing adaptor protein 2 like 1a (gene baiap2l1a). Gene Ontology annotation, cellular component: cytosol; nucleoplasm. NCBI's taxonomy places the organism in Eukaryota, Metazoa, Chordata, Actinopteri, Cypriniformes, Catostomidae. Gene Ontology annotation, biological process: positive regulation of actin filament polymerization; plasma membrane organization; actin filament bundle assembly. Bases 167 to 1597 code for a protein of 476 amino acids. The transcript has 14 exons. The record is from RefSeq and is a predicted model, not a curated record. Gene Ontology annotation, molecular function: protein binding.
UUGAUCCUCCUUCAGUGCAUCAGUGCUGUAUUGUGUUCUCCGAGAGAGCGCCUGUGCGCUUAUUUCUCACACACUGUAACAGGUGGGACGAAAACACAGAAGACUUGAACGGAAAGUUGAAACAAACAAAUAGUAUCUAAGGACGUUUCGAGGACUACCUGCAAAAAUGUCUCGAGCCCCGGAGGACGUGAACAAGCUCACCGAGAGCACUUAUAAGAAUGUGAUGGAGCAAUUCAACCCAGGGCUGCGGAAUCUAGUCAACUUGGGAAAGAGCUACGAGAAAUCAGUGGCAGCAAUGACCCUUGCUGGAAAGGCGUAUUUUGACGGAGUCUCAAAGAUUGGGGAAAAUGCUGCGGUGUCACCGGUUUCUAGGGAGCUGGGAGUGGUUCUGAUGGAGAUUGCAGAAGUGCAUAAGAAGGUCCAGCUGGAGAUGGAGGAGUCUUUCAAGAAGUUCCACAGAGAGCUUAUCGCAGAACUGGAAAAGAAAACCGAUAUGGAUACCAAGUAUAUGAACGCCACUUUCAAAAGAUACCAGUCUGAACACAAAAUGAAGCAAGACUUCCUGGACAAAUCACAGGCUGACCUGAAGAAACUGCGCAGAAAAAGUCAAGGGAAGCAUUCGUCUAAAUAUGAGAUCAAAGAAAAUGAGUGCUUGGAGACCAUCUCAUCCCGGCAGACAGACAUGCAAAGAUUUAUCGCAGAAGGAUAUAGGGAAGCUCUGUUGGAAGAGAAAAGAAGGUUCUGUUUCCUAGUGGACAAACACUGUGCCUUCUCAUACCAGCUAGCAGAUUUUCAUGACAAGGCCAAGGAGAUACUUACCGUCAAACUACCCAGUUGGCAGGAUAAGUGCACUGAUGCCACCAAGGUUCCAGACACGGUGAUAUCCAUGAUUGAGGGUCUGCAUACUCCAAUGACAGUCAUACCAGAGUCCUCGGCUAUAAUCGAGCAGAGUGACCAGAACCAUUCAAAUGCAGUGGUUCCACCACCAGCCCCGUCACUCAAAGCCCACACAAGUCCACUGGCCAGUAUGUUCUCCCAGGACAUUCCCAAAAGCCCCAUCUCAUCAGAGCAGUGGUCAGAUCAAGACAGCCUUGAUGGAAAUGACCUGUCCAGGUCUACGUCUGUGUCCAGCGGUAUGGACAUGGUGAAGAAGAUCAGAGUGCAAACUAUUUUCCCCCACACAGCAGGAAAUAAUGAGACCCUGCUGAGCUUUGAUGAUGGAGACAUCAUUACACUGCUUAUUCAAGAUGAGCGGGAUGGAUGGCUGUAUGGAGAACUAGAACAUACUGGACAAAGGGGCUGGUUUCCUUCAUCUUAUUGCCGAACUUACAACGAGCCAGUGAACGCUAUCAGCAGAGUGGAGAGCCCAUUGCGUAGUCAGAGUGCGGUUGAUCUCCCAGAGCAGACAGAAGAAGACAAGGAGGUGGAGGAACCCAUGCUGCUGCCCCCACCUGACUACAGUGACUCAUCUCCACAAAGCACGCUGUCUUUGUCAAAUGGUCACUCCAUGGCUCCAUUCCUAGUAGGUGGGAAUCCAUUUGCCACAGUCAGACUCCGACCCACUGUUACAAACGACAGAUCAGCACCAGUCGUUUGAUGGAACUGGAUGCAGCACUGCCCUGAUGUGAAGAUGUGUCUCAGGUUUUGAUCUUUUUUGACACAAUGCAGAUUCGGCAGAGGAACCAAAUGAAAGAGUUCUGUUACUGCAUCUUAUUUUAUUUAUUUUUUUAUCCAGAUUUUCUAAAUAAGCAAACACCAACACAGUUUAAAUUUACAUAUGUCAUUAUUUAUAAGGAUUUUAGACUUUGAUUAAAUUAUUAUUUUAAAUUCUAACUGAAUUCAUACAGUGAGUUUCCAAGAGCAGACACAGCGCUAAACUGGCUCUUGAGCUCUACUCCAUGAAUAACUAGUUUCUGACCAUAUUGGUCCUCUGUCUGCAUCUGGGCUUUUUUAGGGUAAACUGAAGUCGCCUAUGAAUGGCCUAAGUUUCAAGUGUUGCAGCCCCUAAUUAGAAACGCAGCAUAUAACCAAAUCAUAUUUCAUUUCAAAUUCCAGUGAAGUGUAAAAUGCCAAAGUGUUCCAUUUGGAAUAUGGUUUCAUUGUAGACUGUUUGCAUUAUACAAUAUCAUUUUUUUUAUAUAUAUAUAUUUAAUGCUGAUAUAUAUCUUAUCCACCACAUCUUUUACACUUUUGAAGGAGGAAAAUAGAAAGACUGUUUUUUUUUAAUUGCUUAUACCUCCUCAUGUAAACUAAGAGUGCAAUGUGUUCAACAUUCAGUUGAACAGUUGCCAGAACAGUUGAAUGUUGAUUUAUUGAAUUUAGCUGAAGAUUAUGUCAACCUAAUGAGUAUUCUUACCUUAGUGAUGAAAGAGAAGUGCCCCAAGCAUUCCAUCACUCUUACGUGAAUAAAUAUUGUUUGUUUUUAUUAAGUAUUGUAAGGUUGUGUACAUACUGUGCCUAUGCUAGCAUGUUCUGUUGGGGAAAGGUUUUUUUUUUUUCUUUCAGAGCUUUUUCUUUUUGGUUGCAAUAUUGAUUAAUCACCCCAUUUCUUGUUAUAGCACAUUAGUCUGAAAUAAAGGUAUAUAUGUGUAUAAUAAAACCUAUUGAAGUAAUUAAUGGAUUAUAAUAAUGGUUA